CAUAGUGUCUCUAAUGAUGCACUACCCCAGACUUGUCAACCGGCGCAAAAUGGGUGUUUGUACAAGCAUCAACCUUCAAAAUUGGCAUUCAUAGUUCAAAAGACGCCUUUUAGUGUAAGAAGAGAGAAUGCCUGUUUUAAUCGAAAGAACACGACCUACAAAAGAUCAGUUGAGGGCGGUCUAUGCCUACAUAAGGCGACAGCGGGAGAAAGGAAAACAAGCUCUUGCCGAAAGCAAAGCGAAAGAAGAAGAGGAGAAACAGCGAAAAAGGGAACAGGAGAAGAAAAAAGAAACAGUUGAAGAUGUGAAAAAGGAGAUCGCAAAGUUAGAAGCUAAACUAGAAGAACUGAAGCAGAAGAAACACGAUCUCUUUUCGCAAUUCAAGAAAGCUUUAAAUUAUGAAGAUGAAAUUAGAAAACAGCAGGAACUACAAGCAGUGAGGGCUGCCGCCUCUUCUGUUCAUGUAGCAAGUUCUUUAGGUGUUCAGGGUUUGUCUACAGGACAAGCUGCACUGACAUCAAGUGUACAGCAACAAUCAGCUCUUGUGGAAAAUACUUCAAACUCAGGUAAUCACGAAAGAACCAAACAAUACACUUAUUCUUGCUUGCAAUCACGUGACGUGGCGGCCAUGUUGGUGGUUAAUACAAUAAAAAAAUUGUUAUAUUCCUAGACUUUCACUCAACUGAGAAGGGACAGCCAUUGCCUGAUUCUUGUUCACAUGGCCUUGACUAAAAUCAAAUGUAUCCGAUCGUGAUACAUUAAGCAAUGUACCCCGCUUGGGUUACAUUACAGCACAUAAUCAAGGCAUGGUGGAAAGUGGCGUGACAGAAGGCGGGAAAAACACUGCCAGUUUUCUUUUUGGUGAAUGAAGACUACAACACAAAAAUGAAACCUCAAGCUAAAAAGCAACAAUUUUCAAAGUUAUCCCAGAAGAGAAAGAGUAACUAGUGGAGGAAAAAGAUGCAAAUAAUAUAAGGAAAGUACUUUGUAAAUCAUCUACUCAGUGGUUUGUGUUCUUAUAAGUAUCAAGUCAACUGUUUUGAUUGGCUCCACCAAAGCGUAUUCUUUUGUUGCUGUUGAAAGUCUAGAAAUUUAACAAAACACUUAAACUCAGGUCCCUCGAGAAACCAGCUGGUUUUGUUUUCCCUCAAGUCCUGAUGAAAACGUCAGGACUUGGGAAAACAAAACUAACUGUUUCCCUCGGGAUCUGACAUUAAGUGUAUAUUAUUUUCAAGAAAAUGGAGUUUAGUUCCCAGUCAUCCCAGAGGAUAAAAUAAUGUUUUUAUUUGUGACCAUCAACAUGGCUGCCAUGACAUCACGUGCAAACCAGCAAUAAACAUGCGCUUUGGUUUAUACUUGUACAUGUCUGGCAGCUGGGAGCACUAAAUGUGCUGCUGUCGGAUAGUUGUGUAGAAUUUCUGAGAAUGCCUUUUCUCUAACCACUUGAAAGUAUUAAAAAAAAAAACAAUUGAUAAACUGGUUGAAGUGGCUUCUGAAGUUCUAGACUGUUGUGCUUUGUAGGUAGAAUACCAAGUUUUUAUAUUGCUGAAUGUUGUUUUAAUGCAUGUGGUUUAUUGUAUCAGGAGUGAUCAGAAGACAAGGAAGUCCUCCUCAUCCCCUGUCAAGUUUUAUUCAGGCACAGAUCAAUCAUUCUCACAAAAUUCAAAAUCUUCAACCGCCAUCCCACAUUCCCUAUCCAACACAGUCCUCCCAGGUUUACCCAGCAGCACAGGAAAGAUUUGCUGGAUUUCAGCAUGGUCAAGGACAGAAGCCGUUUAUUGCUGGGGCUCAGGUAAGUGAAAACUUUGCUUAUUGAUCAAGCCUGUCAGGUCAGGAACCAUUUCUGUUAUAGGAAUUAAGUCAGCUAACUUCCUUUUUGUGCUUAAAAUGCUGCAGCAACCUGACAGCCAUUUUCCAGGGAAGCAACAUGGCCCACCUCAUGCCCCUACUGUUGUAGCAAUAGAUUCACAGUUGCCAUUUCCAAGGCAGUCACCUCUACAACAUGGAGGACUACCCCCCACCCCCCAGCAGGUAUGUGGUACUACACUAAAUCCACUAUUAAUUUUAUGAUUAUGGUACAUUCUGGUUGAAUACAAUUUACAGUGAAGCCUUUAGCCUGAGUACUUUUUUGGCAUUUAAAUUGCCAGUUUGUUUAAUUGAAAGGGAAUCAAAGUUUAGGACUGAACUCACUGGUGCUUGAUUCCUUUUAUAUACAUGUACAAUGUCUGCUUAAUAUGGGAUCCACUUAGUUCAGGUUUCACUGUCAAUGAGUUUAAGGGGAUGGUUUCCAGGAAGUAUGAUGCUAACUUUUCAACCCACUGCACUGUAGCUUAUGAGAAAGUGACAGAUUCAAAUAAUUUAAGGUAUGUUACAUGAACACAUUGGUGAGAUGUUGAUGAGAAGUAGCUAUGCUUGGGGUAAAAAGUGAUGUCACAAGUCAUACUUUGAUUGUAAUCACAUGAUGAUAAUUGCCAUUCUAAGUUAAUCACUGGUCUCUGUCUAGACAAACAGUUACAGUUAUUACUGUUUAAAGCAUUGUAGCUUAACCUGUAAUGCGUUUUGCAUGUACUGUAUUAUUAGUAGGAUUGAAUGUCUUUCUUGAACCUUUUUCAGUUUUGAUCUGUUGGGCAAUAAACUUCCAUACCCAAAGAAAAGUUGAAGAUUUAGUUGCUUGCUUUUCUGAAGUCAAAAUUUUUAUUUCUAGUUUGUGUUAUUAUUUUCAGUCCUAUAGUCAAACUAUGUUUUCUAAAUCAACAAUAUUUAUUACAGCAGCAACAUCAGCAGCAGUUCUCUUAUCACACUCAGCAGCAACAGCAGUCAAAUUACCAACAAUUUGCAUCACAUGGUAAUCAGAAGCAAGCUUUUCCAACAGGAACCCAUGGACAAACACUACAACCUGGUACAGCACAGCAAAACCAAGGACACCAACAAGGUUUUGUGGCACAGCAUACCCAGGAUCUGUCACACCUGCAAUCAUAUAGUUCAAAUGUUCAUCAGAUGCAGGCACAGCAAUCAUAUCAGGUACAUUCUCAACCUCAGGGAUACCAAGCAAAGCAAGCUACAGCUUACCAACCUCAACAAGUGCCUAUGAGUGGACAGCAUACUUACCAUCCUCAACAGCAACAGCAACCUCCUCAGCCUGGGAAGUAUUCUAUGCAACAUGGACACCAAGUACAACAGGAGCAGCUCCACAGGCAACCAACAAUUGCAACCCAUCAGUACCAACAGCAGCAAAGUAGUGGACAGACACAAGGUCGACAACCAUUAUAUGAAGGAGGACAUCAGAGCCAGCAGAUGCGACCACCACCACCACAACAGCAGCAGCAGCAGCCGCAGCAGCUCCAAAAACAAGAACUGAGGUCCAGUGGGGGACUUGGAUAUUCUCAACAGUACACAGUAAGUACUUUGUCAUUAUUAUUAUUAUUGUUAUUAUGAUUAUUACACUAUCAUUAACAGUAUUAAAAUUUUUACCAUUAUUAUGGACUGGUUUCAGUUCCAUACCUUUGUUAUUUGCAUGCAAACUUACUAUUAAUUUAUUUUCCAUCCUGUGGCUGAAAUAAUGCUAAAUAUACUUUAUUAUAUGUAUUUAAGAAAAAAAUAGGCAAGGCUCAGCUCCAAGAAAAAUUGAGGGGAGCCCAAUUCUCUGAACUUGUGAAAUCCAGUGUGCCCAGCAUAUGAUUUCUAUGAAAAAGCAAAGAUUUUCUAGUCGCCCAAGAACAAAAGUUAGGUGACCGGGCUCUGCUAGAGCACAGCCUUGAUAGGGCAGGGAAAGAAAGAGAAAAAAAAGAGAUAGGAGUCUAUUGACAGGAUAUUUGUGGCAGGUCACCCAUCCAGGCUACAGGCUACAGUUGUAGUACAUGCUAUCUACAGCUUGGGCAAGCUGUAAAACUGACUGAAGGCUAAGGCUAAGAGCAAUGGUUGUAGCAGCAAAAACCUGUAGUGUGAGAGACUCAAACAUAAUAACUAGAAAUACAUGUCUUUCACAGAACCUUGUAAAUUGCAGGGUUAAUAGGACCUGGGAUUCAAUUUAAGUAACCUCCCCCUGCCCCCCUCAAAAAAGAAUUAGUUAAUCAGUAAUUGAUCACACUGUAAGUUAAUUUAUUACUUGCUUUAUCAAUUCAUUAUAAUAGUAAGAAUAAUCAGAUCAGCCUUAAAAAAAUGACUUUUAAUCCACAUGGUUGUUGAAGAAAUUUAAAUUUCCCCCAAAAAGUUAAGAAGAAGACUUACUAGGCCAGUUGCAAAUUCCCUAGUCCAGCACUAUCAGACAUGUUUUUCUUUACAUGCUAUGUGUGCACACUCUGGUUUGAUGGUUCUGUCAUUUUAGGGUGUUGUUGAGGUGUAGGCCCCUUUUGAUACCAGCCAAUGGCUUAUAGGGCUAUCCUGCCUAAAUAUAGUUGACUUGUUGUGACUUGCUCUUCUUGCAUCUUAUUCUUGCAGUAUUAUCAAAGGGAGCAAAUUAUUCGCUCGAAGGCAACUUGGUGUGAAAAGGGAGAGAAAAGUAACAAAUAUUUCCUCAAUCUAGAAUCUCAUUGGAAGGCUAAAAGUUCAGUUCAUAACUUGGUUUUUAAUAAAGAGAAAAAUUGUUAGUCACUGAUCCUCAAGAAGUUUUGGGGUUAUCGAAGGCUUUUAUUCUGGUCUGUUUAAGAAGGACGAUCUAAAACCUUCUGAAAAUUUGAUGAACACUAUUUUGGAAAAUCUGCUCAUGCCUAGACUUUCUGUUAAAGAUUCUCAAGUGUGUGAAGGGAAGUUAAAAAUUGAAGAAUGUGUGAAGAACCUCAAUGCUUUUGAAUCCAAUAAAUCUCCAGGUAAUGGUGGGUGAACAGUUCAAUUUUACAAUUUUUUUUGGAACAUCGUUGGGGAAUUACUAGGCUUAAAGAGGUGCUAAUGCAUCUGCCUUGGCAGUAAAAAGGCAGCAUCUGUGAUUGCAAGUGAGACUGUGCUGACUAUGCCAGGCUGAUGAGCCCCAAGAAGGGUGAAACAGCUGUCCAUAGCUACCACUGCCCAGGUGACAUGGUUGUGCGCACGCGUACGGUAGUAGCCAUACCACGGAGUUGGUACGUGUGCUUCAGUGCUUUCUUUGCGUUGAACUACUGGUAAUUUCAUCAAAAUUAAGUUUGCAUCUGAGAUGGCGAUCAUACGUGAAAUAUACCCCUAAAAUCAGUCCAUCUUUACAGAAUUCUUUAUUGUUAGGUCUUUAAACGGAGUGAGAUUAGGGGGCGCGGGAAAAGAGUUUCCAAGCAACAGUAUUUCCAACUUAUCAUAGUUUAUAACGAGACCAGAACAUUUACCAAACAGCAACACAAGUUCGAGGAACUGUAGUAGAGAUUUGUAAAUGAAGUAAACAAAAUUAUAUUUUGACUUUAUUUGGAAAAGUAAAGACAAAGUGGAACAUUGUGUGCUUGUUGGGGACAUUGAAGAUGGUGGAUUGAAAGCUCCACACUUGGAUUCUAUUUUUAAAACUCAAAGAAUAAUAUGGUGUAAAAAGCUUGUGAGUGAUGACCUUAGAAGCUGGAAAAUUCUUCUUCUUCAUUACCUAAAACCAGUAGGCGGCAAAUUUAUCCUUGGCUGCAAUUUCAAUGCGAAAAAGCUACCUAUCAAGCUUCUGGGCUUUUAUGAGGAAUGUUUAAUGGAUUUUUUGCAAUGCUUCGUAGCAAACAGUUUUUGUUUAGGCAAUAUUAAUGCAGUGGAUAUUUCAAAGAUCAUUCUGUUGAAUAAUUAUUGUUAUAUCCUAAUUGGUGGUGGUAAUUGGUGGUAAUUGGUGGUGAUUUCAACAAAGGACUAGUAGAGAAAGGAAUUAUAGGAAUAGAAGAUCUUAUUGCUGAAAUUAAUGAAAUCAUAACAAGUAAGCUAAGGGAGUUUAAUUUAUCCCCACUGGACACAUUUCAACUUUUUACAGUGAUCAACACACUCCCGAAGGACUGGCCUCAUGAGCUGAGUUAUGGCUAUGAUAGCGUUGUUUCUUUCGAUCUUCACGAGCGGACUCAGUUUUUUUUAAUCUGGUAAAGAAGUUUUAUUAAGUAAUGCUGUCUCAAAAGGCAUCUAUAAAGAAUAGAGAUGGAGAAAUUGGUCAACCAACUGCGCAAAGAAAUAUGUUGAAUAUUUUGAAAAUGAUGAUUUCAACUGGAAAGAAAUUUACAGCUUACCAUACCAGGUUGUGCAAAGUUCAAUAUAAAUUAUUACACAGAUAUCUGGCCACCAGUGAUUUUUUUAAACAAAAUUGGUAUUUUUUCAUCACCACGACGUUCUCUGUGUGAUGGGGCAGAUGAAUCCCUUGAACACCUUUUUGUCUCUUUCCAGAUUACUCAGAGAUUUCGGGCCGAAAUGGUGUAGCAAUCGGGGGGGGAGGGGGGGUGGUAAUCAGCCACCUCUCAGCUAAAGAUAUAUUGUUUGGUAAAACGCUAUAUAAAGACAAUUUAUUCGUUAAUCAUAUUUUGCUUGUUGGGAAGCAGUAUAUAUAUUAUCGUAGAUACACAAACACAAACCCUUGUUUACAAGUUUUCUUGGCAAGACUUGGUAACGUUUAUCAAUAUUAGAAACCAUCAUUGCCAAAUCAAAGAAUAAAAUGUCUUUUCAUUUAUGGAAAUUGCAAGCACUCUUGACGGGUGGUAUACACAAUUUGCGAUAAAUAAGGCUUAGUAGUAUUGAUACUGUUGUUGUGUUUCGUGUGUGCUGUGCGUGCAUGUGUGAGUUAUUUGUGUUUUACCUUCAAAACUUGUAAUGUUGGUUAAGUAUGUAAAAAUUUAAUGUUAUCAUUGUAAGGCAAUAAAAUGAAAUAAACAUUGAUUAAAUUACAAAAAAAAGGAAAGUGAAAAAUGCUAGGGCUGAUUUCUAAUUAAUAGCAAUUAGUCUGAUGGAAUGAAAAACUAUUAAGUGACUGAAUUUAUCAAAAAAUAAAGUUAGUUAUACCAACGGACAAAAAAAAUCUUAUUCUUACAUGCUUACUUUUGCCACAAUCAUUCUAUGGCUAGAAUUUUAUGCUACUAUUAACAGGGUUGUCACUAAGGGCCGGGGGCCGGGGAUUUCCCCCGGCUACUCAGAGCAUGGUCCCCGGCUACUUUCGUCGUUAAAUUAAACCAAAAGAGCAGCAGAAAAUUCUACAUUAAAAAGGACAUAAGCAUUGAAUUAUAGCACACCUUUGAAACACACAAAGACUAUGCAUCGUACUAAAUGCAAGUUUCAUCUUCAGCAGGUUUAAGUAAUUUUGGAAAACUCGCGAGCGAAAACUAAGAAAUGUCGAAGAAAGACAUCUUACUUAGAUUUGGUACUAGUACACACGCGCGAGAAAUCUCCGUUCGCGAAAUGUCAGUUUCAACUGUUGUGUCGGCUUUGUGUUGAACAUGUCGAAGAAGCGGCAAGGAAUCUGCACUCUUUGUUCACGAUGAAAGAUCUGAGUAGAUCUCUGUUGACAUCGCAGAAGAAGUUGAGGCUUCAUCCAAGCGUUAAAUUUCCCUGAUGCUGAUGUUGAUGAUGAUGAGGAUUAUGACGAAGGCUUUGAAGAUGAAGACUGACUGAUUGCUAUGUUUAAUAAAUUGUCAUUAGUCAGUGACCAGAUCUACAUUAACCUUUUGGUAUCGAGUAUAUAAAAUAAUGCAUGGUCAAUGGGAAAUGUUUGAUCAUGGUCGGCAGGUCACAUCCUCUCAGUUCUACUUUCAAGAAGUUAUAUAUAAAAGAGAAGUUAAGCAUUAGCAUUGCUUUUGCAUUCUUCUCCUCGUGUCUCGUUUCGACAUCUCAGCGACGUUUAUAAAGUAUUAGCCCUGUCUUUUAAACGCUUUUCCGUAGGUCAGUUUCUUCGUAUGUUGAGUGAUGUUUCGUUCCUAAAUUCGAGACCACUAAUGUUACCAGUUGUGCAGUUUAGUUUUGCCAUAUUUUAUCCCGCGAUUUUUCAUACGUUAUGCUUGUUUUCACCUUAUCAUACUUUUAUUUUCCAACAAACCAUAUUAGCCUCAUGUUUGUGAUGCUUUUUCGUACAUUCAUCGAGCGCUUGUCUUCUUUCCGCUCCUCCGUGGGUUAAUUCAUCUGUAAUACUAUUAGUUUUACCUUUGAUUUCCGUAAGUUGUUUCGUUCUUUUUCAGACCCAGAGCUUAAAUGUAUUCCCAUUUGGCGGCCACUAAAAAAAAACCCCAACGAGCCUUUACGUAAAAUAAAAACUUUAUAUUCUAGUGUCUCAGAAUGUUGCAGUUUUCUUUAAUAAAGACGUGAUCAUCAUAAAACCGCUAAUGAUAGCUGUACUCUUGAUGAAGAUUGCUUUUUUGGGCGGUAAUGCCUUUUGGAAAACGGUAGAAGUUGCACUUCAAAAACUUCUUGCGGGAGCGGGGGGCUCCACGACUGCUAGCGACUUUCCCGGCUACUAACAACAAAUACCCGGCAACUUGAAAUCUUAGCGACAACCCUGUUACUAUCAAGUCAACUUGAAUCUGUUCAGUUGUUUGCUAUUUGCCAUAAACUAAAAAUGAGUUAUAAGCUAAUAACACACAGCAGGCAGCCAAUAAGCAUCUGGGAUUUCUGACACAACUCUAAGUUUGGCUAUAUAGGGGUAUGUGGUGCUGUUUAUUUCGCUUGAAUUUCUUUUUAUUUAUUUCUGCAGAAUGAAUACCAACAACACCAUCCACAGGGACCCCAAGGGAUGAAAAAACAAAGUCACCGAUAUACUCCUUAUCCAUACUCUGGACCAAAGGGACAUCAUCAGGGAGGUGCUGGGAAGAAAUAUCCAGGAAAGUACCAAAGUUCUGUGGAAGGAACAUCUUCCUCUGGGAAUUAUUCAGGUGGGUUCUAGCUAGACGCAAAAUUAAUAUUGUUUAUCACUUAACAAUUUGCUAUUUGACUUUGGUUGUUGCAAAAAAAAGUGGUAAUCCUCUGUCCAUUUAAGGUGGCUUAGCAUAGAAGAAUUGAUUUGUUGUGAUUCAGUUUUUUUCUAAGUUUGAAAAAUUUCAAACUGGUUUUCAGGGUAAGAUAAAAAUGACUCAUGUAGCAGCUUGCCCAAAGUGCAAGCUACUACUUUAGUUCACUAGCCCAGAGCUCUGAAGAGCUAGCCCAGAAGUAAAUUGAUUAUUGAAAAUAAUCCAAUUUAAUUAUUACAAAAAAUAACACAGUUAUUAAAAAUACUGAACAUAGGAAAACCGAGAUCGGACGGUAAUUGUUUACGGCGACUCGAUCACCUUGCUUGAAAAGGGGUGUUACUCUAGCAGAUUUCCAGUCAUCUGGGAUUUACCUUGGCUUAUAGAAUGAUUAAGAUAUUGCAUGUAGGCAUACUAUUGAGAUCGGUGCACUCCCGAAUAAGCUGUUUGAUUAAUUACUGUCUGAUUCUUUUAUUGUCUUCAGUAAGUUCAACACACUCUAGACAUUAUCAUCACCAAAGCAGAAGUCACAAGGCUGGAAACCAACAGAAAACAUCUCGGUAUUACCAGCAGUAAUCAGCUCCUAUAUAAUGGUAUAUGGAACAAUCAUAAGUACAUGUAUAACUGUGAUAACUAGCUUGCGUGUAGGUAGUUGAUAAAACGACAUUUAUUUACUAGCGAGAACAUAGCUGUAGCUUCGUAUUGCCAAACAAUAACAAAUGUGAGACAAUAGCCAUCUUUUUAAUAUCAGAUAAUAAUUGCACAGAAAUCACAAAGGAGCAUCUUUAAAUUCGUCAAAGCUCAGUGAAAUGUCUCUCACGAUUCUCUCAUACAUGCAUGUUCUUUGUUGGCAAGCUGAUUUGGUAAAAAAAGUACUUUUCUAAGUAUAAUCAUCCUCAUAUUCUUUGCAUGUGCCCUAAGGCAUUGUAGAGUGAUGACAGGCCACUAUGUGACAUUGAAAUAUCAGGGAAAAACCAGAACUAUCGCCUGAAAAGUGUUUGCAACUUUAAAGUGUCUCGAUUCUACUUAAUUUUGCCUUGCAAACAACAUAAUUGGACUUCAGGCACGUAUAUUCUAUGGAGAUUAUAUGAGUUAAUGCAAGCACCCUGCCUGAGAGCGGAGCCUCCUUAUCUUGAGUACCGCGCUAAAAUCCAGCAAGCAAAAGAAAUUCUUUGCUGCAUGGCAGCAGGGUGCGGGAGUAGCAAGUUUCAAGCAGUUUAAAAACUUUUAUGUAAAAUGUUACAUCUGCCUCACACAAUGUAAUUGGAAUAACUUUGGAUAAGCCAAGCCCAUUUCUGCUGCCUUGUGGAAAUUUGUGUUGUAAUUCAUCUUUUCUUAAUUUCACUGAAAAAGACAUGAGCAGGUUUGGCGAUCAGUAGCAGUCCUUUUUCCCCGCGUUUUUUAAGAGAAAAGUUGUUUUAAACCAAUUUGAUCUUUUCCACGGUCAUCAAAGCUUAGGCCCUUACUUAGAAUUAAGGCAUGAAAGCGUCACAUUUAAGAUAAUUAAGCUAUAAUUUAUUAGAUACAGAAGAACUGGACAGAAGCCGCCAGAUCCGAUCAGACACCUUCUCUUUCUUUUCUGCCAAGCAAGGCAAUUUUGAUCACAUCGUACAUACAGCUACAUAAGUAAUAAAUUAUUGUCGUUUAUGUGUGAUUGUGUUAUUGAUGAAGUUAUGCGGCGUUGAUAACUUUCACAUUAUCAUAAUGUAUAAUACCUGUCAUUAAAAAAAAAAUGUAUUAGUUCCCUCAAAUAAUAUGAUAACAAAUAUAUCAAGAAUUGUUUAAAUGAAAUUUAAUCAUUUCCAGUGGCUGUAAACGUGUCCAUCAAACUUGUCUUUGUUGCUGUCAUUUGUUUCAUAUUAACAUUUUAGUCGGGUAACUAACUCGUUUAACCAUUAGGGCAGUGUUCACACUUGUGCCGGGCAUUGUGCCCGAGUAGGGUGCACCGUUUUUGUUAGUUAUGGGGCAGUCAACUGCUUUGUACUUCCUGCUAAGCUCGUGUUUCACUUGGAAAUGGUGUCUGACAGGGCGAAAUGAAUUGACUAUGUACACAGUCUAGCGUGCGUAGCAGGCGUCGAAAGGGGGGUAGGGGAUAAGGAGGAAGGGAAAAAUGGAACGGGGGAUAUAAAUCUGGUACUCAAGGCCGUGUGAACAAAUCAUCAUUUUGUGCCGGUUACCAGGUACUGGUUCCUGGUCACUAAGUAUGAACAGCCUCUAAUUCUAACAAAUGGCCAAAGUCUAAAAUCAAGAAAAAUUAUUCGGAGGUUUGCUAAAAUGUAGCCUGCGAACGCAGACG
Porites lobata is the source of this 11130-nucleotide messenger RNA. NCBI's taxonomy places the organism in Eukaryota, Metazoa, Cnidaria, Anthozoa, Scleractinia, Poritidae. The record is from the annotation of a GenBank genome assembly.